AUGCUUCUGAACGAGCAGUGCCAUCGUACUGCCACUAUCUCGCUACGGGCGCCGGUUCUGACGACGGGACUCGCUGGCUGUUGCAUAUUCAUCAAGAGGACGAGUUUCGGGGAGCUCGCGUCCACUUUGUUGAAGAGGUCAUUAUUACCCCAGGCAGUAGAACUGUUUAAGUGCAGUCCCGCGCUAAAGAACGGGCUGAGCCCCCUACUACGCUUACCGCUCAAGAAAGGCAACGACUCCGUCGACGACGACAACGAGGAAGCAGUCGUCCUAGCGUCCAGGCCCGUCUCCCGAAACUUCCCUGUGCGGCCUAUUCGACUCACGCUUAAACCUGGUCGCAAGCAGACGACCCCAGUCUCCAUGCCACGACGCACGGGAGCAUCGAACCCUCGUCGCACCGUCGAUCCUGACGUCUCUGCGCAAGAACGCUACAUAUUCAGGCCUUCGGAUUGUGGAGGCGCUAGGCCUUCCUGGGCUUAG
Trematosphaeria pertusa is the source of this 480-nucleotide messenger RNA. RefSeq lists its product as uncharacterized. The transcript has a single exon. Bases 1 to 480 code for a protein of 159 amino acids. The record is from RefSeq and is a predicted model, not a curated record. NCBI's taxonomy places the organism in Eukaryota, Fungi, Ascomycota, Dothideomycetes, Pleosporales, Trematosphaeriaceae.